AUGAAGUUUCCUCAGAAUUUGCUGUGUGAUUCAGAGGCUGUCAUGACCCGGAAGGUGUCUCAGAAUGAAUCUGAGAAGGAGGAUUGGGAUCCGGUGGAGUCCAUUGUUCAGAUGUUGAGUGAGAUGUUUAAGUCCCAGGAGAACACACUGCAAGGCUCCGUGGAGGAACAAGAGAAAGAGCUUUCUGAAACACACCCCGAGUCUGAUGAAAUGAGGGCAGAAGACUGGGAAGUGAUAGAGUCCAUUGUUCUGCAGUUGAGUGAGAUUUUUGAACCACUGUCCCAGGAGAACACACUGCGAGGCUCAGUAGAGGAGCAGGAGGAAGUGCUUUCUGAGACCCACACAGAGUCUGAUGACAUGAGGGCAUCUGAGGCUGAAUCUGAGAAGGAAGAUUGGGAUACGAUGGAGGUGAUUGUUCAGCUGGAGAGUGAGAUGUUUGAGCCGCCGUCCCAGGAGAACACACUGCAGGGCUCGGUGAAGCAGGAGAAGGAAGAGCUCUCUGAGACACACACCGAGUCUGAGGAUAUGUGGGUGUCUCAGACUGAAUCGGAGAAGGAAGAUUGGGAUACGAUGGAGUCCAUUGUUCACCUGGAGAGUGAGAUGUUUGAGCCGCCGUCCCAGGAGAACACACUGCAGGGCUCAGUGAAGCAGGAGGAGGACGAGCUCUCUGAGACACCCACCGAGUCUGAUGACAUGAGGGACUCUUGGGUGAGGAUAGAUUUGAGAAGACGAUGGAGAACAAUAAUGAACUGGAGAAGAUCUUCUACCUGAUGUCCAACAUUUUCACACUGCUAGAGGAGCUCUCUCUGAGCCAGGUUACUUGU
Messenger RNA from Clarias gariepinus (North African catfish), 824 nucleotides. RefSeq lists its product as uncharacterized. The transcript is spliced from 7 exons. The record is from RefSeq and is a predicted model, not a curated record. Lineage: Eukaryota; Metazoa; Chordata; Actinopteri; Siluriformes; Clariidae. Bases 1 to 771 code for a protein of 256 amino acids.